Messenger RNA from Conger conger (European conger), 4004 nucleotides. RefSeq lists its product as uncharacterized. The record is from RefSeq and is a predicted model, not a curated record. The transcript has 8 exons. Bases 120 to 809 code for a protein of 229 amino acids. Lineage: Eukaryota; Metazoa; Chordata; Actinopteri; Anguilliformes; Congridae.
UUUUGGUAUUGAACGGACGUGCCAUUUUAAGUCAGCAGGGCGCGCGCACUCCACAAUAUACAGAUCCACAUAACACACAGUCCCGUGGCGGCUUCAGGCAGCGGGCCCGGGGGACUAAAAUGGGCAGCAACGCCGCGGCCGUGAUCUCCGCCAUGAUCACCAGCCAGGUGUACCCGCAGCUGUACUACCCGCCACCCGCGCGCACCGUCGCCCGGCAACGCAUGGAGGAGCACGAGCGGGAGUCAGAGGCGCCAGGGACGUCCGCCAAGGGGACCAGCCAAGCCAUCGGGAUUUUCCAGAUUACUCUCGGCAUAGGCAUCAUCGUAACGUUGUUGCUCACAAUUAUGAUCAGCCAUUUCAGCGUGCUCAAUUUUGUGAUGUCCAUGACUUCUAGUAUUGUGUACAUGACCAACGGAACUAUGUCUUGCUGCAGAUGGAGAUGUAUGGCAGGAGUGAAGCGACGUCGUGGGGUGAUCAGGGCGACCAUCGUCAUGACGACCCUCGGACUGCUGAUGGCCCUCACCAGCAUCGUCUUCUACUGCCUGAGCUUCGGCGGGUGGCACGGAGGGCCCUGCAUGGCGCUGUACUGCCACUACAAGGACAUAAACCCGAUGCCUGUCCUGAUAAUGCUGCUGUUCCUGACCAUCUUGGAGCUGGGGUUUGCCAUCAUGACGGCCGUUCUCAUCUGGAACCAUCACGUCGAUGAGCUCGACCUUGUGGCCUUUAGCCAAGAAGGAUGGAGGGAUGGAGAGAGGGGGGACGACAACGGGAAGCCGCUGAGGGCCACCUCUCCCUCCGCCAGUCCUUAGACCCAUGGAAGCCAGCAGUUGUGACAUCUCUGCCUUCCUCUGGUGGUUUAGACCCAAUCACUCUGUAUAUCAUUUAUUUCUUAAAUGGUGGCCAUUUCACUACCCCCCACUAAAUCCAGUUGGGCAUGGUGACCCUUCAAGUCAUUUCAGGCCUACUCGUCAUAAUAUGUAGCGAGAGGUUGUAUAACCCGCCUCAUUCCAUAUCUUUUUUUUUCCCUUUCAGUUUGCCGUUUUGAAUGAUUUGUGCCAGGUGAGGGUUUGCAGCAGAGGUUAUGUCAACAUCACACAUUAAAUAAUAGGACACAGGUUUUUAUUUUCUACCUAUAUUCUAGUGAAUACUGGCUGAACAUUUUUACGGGUCGGGUGUAGUCAACCUUGGUGAGCGCAUUACGUAGGACGAUGCCGUACUUUUUACAAAAAGGUGGCUACACCUUUAGCUUCUCAGGCUUUUCCUCUCUUCUUUCAGUGGACGGAGAAAAGAAGGGAGGGGGUAGAGGGUGUUGCUUCAUUCACAAAACCUUCACCACUUGGUCUCUCGGCCAAUGACCCUUGGCAACAGGACAGGGCGUUGGCCAAUGAGAGGCGCGCAGCUAGAACGGGCGAGGAGAAAAGCAACACCCGCAUGAACCGUUCCGUUUCCCACAGUUUUCAUUCUUCGCCCUGUGGUACUGUCAUAUCAGCGGUACUACAGUAGCCUAUGGUACUGUCAUACCCUAUGGUACGACCGUAGGGAGUGGUACCGUAGCUAGUGGUACGGUCAUAGCCUAUGUACUACCGUAACUAGUGGUACGGUCAUAGCCACUUAUCACUGUCGUAGCCUGUGGCACUACCCAGUAAGCACAGUUUGUCGCUGUGACAUCUGCGCGAUGUAGCCUAAUCAAAUUUACCGGGAAGACGUUGUAUUUGAUCACUGGCCCUACAUCGCCGUGACUUCGCUGUUGGAAGGUCUAGCAUCUAGAGCGGUUGCUCGCUGCUUGCAGCGCUCUAAAUACAACGUCGCCCCGAUUCAUUUAAUUCAACUGUAUUCUGGGCAAUUUAUGUGCGCUUACCGGCCCUACACUGCCGCGAUGUCGCUGUUUGAAGGUGUAGCAUUUACAGCUACCAUAGUACUACCGUAGCUUGUGGUACUAUCAUAGCCUGUGUCACAGUGUGGUGCGACCAUAGCGUGGUUCUCGGACUACUGGCCUACCUCUAUUUGGCCUUUAUUUGCUGUUAAUGUAUGGUGAAUUUUCCCAGUUUAAUCUUGUAGAUGUAUUGGUAUCAGCAAACAUCCCCUGUUACCCAAUUCAGAGCGGACCCAGACUAUAAUGCACUGUGUAGUAUACACUAAGAAUGUUUGUUUUCUUGCACUUUAUCGUUGUAUUUAUAAUCGUUUUUGGCACUUUUUAGACUAUAUUACCAACAGUAUUACACUUUUCAAAACAAUAGUAUUUUUUCUAUAAUCUGUUAAGGAGGUGUCUGGGAUCUUUGAAACAAUACGUGUGUUGGUGGCACACACACACACACAUUUCAAUUUUCGAUAAUCCAAUGCGGUUUUUAAGUGGUGAUCCUCUUCAGAGUACAAACCCAAUCAAAGAGUUGCAUUCCUCUAAGGCAAAAAGUACUGGUCCCAAUUAGUUAUAGAGUUUUAUAUACGUUUUUUUAAUGUAUGUAUACCCUUGUAUCAAAUUAGAAUAUACUAAAAUUAAAUGAAAAAUAAUAUUUGUACUUUUUUUGCUGGAAGUAUUUAUUUGAGAACUGCUAUUUUGCAAACAAGUGAUUGAUUUCUUUUUUUUUUAGUAGAGGAUUUUUUAUAACAUAGGCCUAAGUUACUGUUUUUGCGUAUUUGGACGAGCUAUUUAGCGACGUCUUCACGUUGAUAUACAUUUUAUGACAAUAUGACAACUGUUAUGAUGUUAUUUCACAGUGUAAGCGUGCUUGCUGCUUUUUCAUAUCAGAGCUGCGUUCAAGAAGACUGACGUUGAAGAGCAAACGUAUUAAAAGAAAUUCCCCGUUAGCUUAGCUUAUGUUCGACACGUUCAUCGACAGUCGGGUAUGUCGGUUGUCAUUUAAGUGUUCUUCAGAUAACUAGAUAUAUAUCUAAGUUAAUUUUUUAAUUGUUUUCAAGGUAGCUGUAACAUGAAAGCUAUCUAUAUCAGCUCUGUAUAUUAGUUAGCUGGGUAGCUAGUUGUUUACCUACUUUGUAGCUCGCGAUUACGAUUACUUACCGUAAUUACCCUCUGUUUAUUGAAAUCCAUCCUUAUGUAAAACGUGGUAGUGGCGAACUAAUCGUUCAACAACCACCGUCAUAACGACGAAUCUUGCUUGGCACAUCCGCCUUGAUGAACGCAGCUCUGAGCAAUGUUAAAGGCCAUUUUAUACUAUAUAUACAGUGCCUUCUGAAAGCUUUGGCCUCUGCGCAAGAGUGGCUCAUCUUUUUGUGUGAAAGAGGACGAUUUUAUGUCAUUUAUAAUAAUAUAAAAAUGUUUAGCCUGAAAAAAGUAUAAAUGUUUGGCACAACCCAAAACCACCCGGUAAUGCCAGAACGGUGAUGGCAGCCUCAUUGUUAUGAGGUUGCUUUUCAGCAGGUGUGGUUGGGAGACUAGCUGCCAUCAAGGGCAAGAUGGAUAGAUCCAAAUACAAGAAUGUCCUCGAGGAGAACCUAUUUUUGUCUGCAAGAGAUCUGUGUUUAGAGUGAAGAUUCAUGUUCCAGGAGGACAAUGACUCAUGGCACGCUGGAGACACUACAAAGGAAUUGCUUUAAAACGAGGGCAGUAUUCUGGAUUGACCCAGACAAAAAGCGAAAUCUGUGCCAUGACCUGAAAAUUUCUGCCACUGUCUGCUUGCUGUGCAGAGUUGGAGAACAUUUUCACAGAAGAAUGGGGGAAAAAAAGAAAGAAUAAUCGAAAUGUGCAAAGCUCAGUAAUGACAAGCUUGCUGCCAAAGGUCUAUCUACAGUGAGGCAUUGACUAGGUAAAUAAAAAAAAUGUUUUGCUUCAUAAAUGUGUUGAAUGUAUGAUGCUGGCGAAGGGGAAAUUAUUUCAACACAUUCAAAUUUUAAGGUGUAAACAGGGAAAUGUGAAAAAGGGUGAAGGAGUUCAAUAUCUUUUGAUGGCUGUCUACAUGUUGUGAUAUCUGUGUUACAUGUAUCACAUUGAAGUUAUAUUACUGUGUGUUUGCUAUUUAGCCUGAUGGUAAUAAAACGUGUAAAAGGCA